Myotis myotis is the source of this 1910-nucleotide messenger RNA. Its product is annotated as spidroin-2-like. The record is from RefSeq and is a predicted model, not a curated record. The transcript has 43 exons. Lineage: Eukaryota; Metazoa; Chordata; Mammalia; Chiroptera; Vespertilionidae. Bases 131 to 1528 code for a protein of 465 amino acids.
UCUGUCUGGAUGCCUUUGGAGCUGCUCCUCCCUCCUCUUCCCUCUUGGCUCUGUCUCCCCAGGAUAUGGAAAUGGACUGGGAGCGGGUGCCUUCCCAGGGCCGGGAGCCCAGGCAGGCCUGGGAGGGGGGAUGAAACCUCAGAAGCCAGGCCCUGCCCCUCCACAUGGUGGCCAGGCACCAGGAGUCGGAGGGGGUGUGAAACCUCCGAAGCCAGGAUUCGGGAACGGGGCCCUCCCGGGAGGAGGAGUCCAGCCAGGCUUGGGCGGAGGCCUGAAGCAGCAGCAACCAGGCUACGGAGGGAACGGAAAGCCCCAGAAGCCAGGUCUCGGGGGACUGAAACCUCAGAAGCCAGGCCCUGCAGCUCAAAAUGGCUAUGGACCAGGCGUUGGAGCAGCUAUGAAACCCCAGAAGCCAGGCCCUGCAGCUCAGAAUGGCUAUGGACCAGGCUUUGGAGCAGCUAUGAAACCCCAGAAGCCAGGCCCAGCAACCCAGAACGGAUUUGGAGCAGGCUUUGGGGGAGGCAUGAAGCCCCAGAAGCCAGGAUAUGGUCAUGGAAAUGGACUGGGAGCCCCAGCAGGCCCUGCAGCUCAGAAUGGCUAUGGACCAGGCUUUGGAGCAGCUAUGAAACCCCAGAAGCCAGGCCCAGCAACCCAGAACGGAUUUGGAGCAGGCUUUGGGGGAGGCAUGAAGCCCCAGAAGCCAGGAUAUGGUCAUGGAAAUGGACUGGGAGCCCCAGCAGGCCCUGCAGCUCAGAAUGGCUAUGGACCAGGCUUUGGAGCGGGUAUGAAACCCCAGAAGCCAGGCCCAGCAACCCAGAACGGAUUUGGAGCAGGCUUUGGGGGAGGCAUGAAGCCCCAGAAGCCAGGAUAUGGUCAUGGAAAUGGACUGGGAGCCCCAGCAGGCCCUGCAGCUCUGAAUGGCUAUGGACCAGGCUUUGGAGCAGCUAUGAAACCCCAGAAGCCAGGCCCAGCAACCCAGAACGGAUUUGGAGCAGGCUUUGGGGGAGGCAUGAAGCCCCAGAAGCCAGGAUAUGGUCAUGGAAAUGGACUGGGAGCCCCAGCAGGCCCUGCAGCUCAGAAUGGCUAUGGACCAGGCUUUGGAGCGGCUAUGAAACCCCAGAAGCCAGGCAUUGGUGAGGGCAUGAGGCCUCAGAAGCCAGGCCUAGCAGGGGGCAUGAGCCCUCCAAAGCCAGGAUACACACCAGGAAACGGGCUCCCGCCUGGUCUGGAAGGGGGCGUGAAACCUCAGAAGCCAGGCAAGUGCGAGAGCCCCUAUCUCAGUCCUGUACCUUCUCAUAUGGCUCCUUCCAGGACCCCCGCCCCCAGUACCCCUAACAUCCCUGCUUUUCCUCUCCAGGAUAUGGCAGCAGAAAUGGGCUGGGGGCCCAGGCAGGUCCCUGCAAUGGGCUUCCCACUCCCGGAGGCCCUUCUGACAAAGCAGGGGGCUGGGGCUCCAAAGCCCAGCCCCCCGCCCCAGCGCAGAACGGCAAGUUCCCAGCACCGACGCCAGCCAUCCAGUGGGGACUGAAGCCUCAGAAAGCAGGGUUCCACCCUUCAAAUGGCUACGGACCAGGAGCAGAACUGGGCUUUGGUGAAGGCCUCAAACCUCAGAAAGUUGGUUUUAGUUACGGGAAUGCUGGUCUGGGAGCCGGGGUCUUCGCCAAGGCCCUCCUGCAGCCAGGUGCCUAAGGGUGGGGUUGGGGAGGUUGGAGGGGCUCCCGGCUCAGGGGCUGUUCAUGCCUCUGACUUCUUUCCUCCUCAGGGUUCUCUGGGGCCAAUGGCUUUAGAAACGGGUAUGGUGAGGAAGCGCUGGUGUACCCCAAAGCCGCAGCUCCGGCCUCUGAAGGAAAUGGUCAGACUGAGGCUUUGAGGGGCUCUCCUUGGCCCUCCCUCCAGCCUUGGGGGGCUGC